AAUAAAAAUUUCCCUCUCCAAAACACACCCCGCCUCCCCUCAAGAUCUCUGGUUUCAGAAGCUUAACUCCAGUUUCUCAAUAUCUCUAAUUUCUUAAGUUGUUUUUUUGGCUUUUAAUUCUACAGUUUCCUUCAAAAGGAAAAUCGUUUUUGAGAAAAAAAAAAACUUGCAAGAUCUAGGGUUCUUCAAGAAUCAAAAUUUUUGUGUAAUCGAAAUCAUGGAUCUUCCUCAAGAAACAGAUGGUUACAUAAAAGAGACAAUCGAAGAUUCAUUAGGUCUUCAAAUCUCCACCCAAUCUUUGCAAUUGAAACUCCGUUCCUCCGAAGAAGCCCAGCGUCGCCUCCGUGACCAGUGCCUGUUCCUCCUCUCAAAAUUGAAAGAGAAAGAUCAAAUCAUCGAGCGAUCAAAGGCGGAAGCGAAUAUGAAUGCGGUGGCGUUGAAGAGAUUCGUGGAGGAGAAUCAGAAGCUUGCGGCGGAGUGUGCGAAUUUGUUGACUCAGUGUAACAAAUGGGAAAGAGAGUGUUCGCUUUAUGAUCAUGAUAGGGAGGCGUUGAUGGAUUUUGGGAAUGAGGCUGAUGAGAGGGCCAAGGAAGCUGAGAUUAGGGUCCAUGAAUUGGAAGAGGAGUUGAGCAAGUUAACUGAAGAAUUAAGGUUCUACAAACACCAUUAUGACAGCCAACGGAUUGAUUCAUCUUCUGAGGGCAUGUCUGUGGAAGAGAAUUUGCUUGAGUCAAUUCUGGCAACAUUGAUUUGUAAAGAUGAAGUUAUGUCAGGACGUGCAUUCUUGGAGGCAAAUAAUUCACUUGAAUCAUGUCAAAAGUUGAUUACAAUGUGGCAUAGGUUGAGGCCUUCAACUAAAAAAGUUUUGUCACUAGCUGCUGAAUUAAAGGCCCUUGAGAAAGACAAGGAACAUCUGAGGAUCAACCUUAAUAAAGCUGAAGAGGAGGUCAAAGUUCUAUUUGAAGAAAACAACAUAUUGGAUGAGGAGAACAAAAGAUUAUUGAUGCAAUAUCACAAAGAAAAGAACCUCCAUGGUUCUGGUGGGAAGCAUUCUGGUAGUGCAUCUGCAAAGACAAACAAGCGAAAAUCAAGCCCCAAGACAUGCAGCCCGAUUGAGAAGAAAAUUGACUUUACCGAUCUAGAUUCAGCAAGGAAGCCUCUGUCACCCUUGCGAUAUAACUCCCCCAACUCGAGAAUGCACAAGAAGUGAUGAUAUGAUUUCAUGCAUGAUAGGAUCUAACUUCUUGUCCAUUGGUUGUUCUCUGUAUCAAUGAUGGUGUUAGAAGUGAACUUUACAGAUAGCUUUUCUGAAGCUACGGUGUUUGUAGUUUGUGAGUAAUACCUUAGUUUUCAGGACUGAAAGGAAAAUUCCUUCUCUAAAAGGUAAUUUUCUUUAGCAUUGUCCUGACUAAUCUGAUGUAAUAGAAUAGAUAAUUGCUCAAACUAAUGCAGUAAUGAGAAAUUUUAGCAAUUUUAAAAUUGUUAA
Theobroma cacao (cacao) is the source of this 1486-nucleotide messenger RNA. RefSeq lists its product as uncharacterized. The record is from RefSeq and is a predicted model, not a curated record. NCBI's taxonomy places the organism in Eukaryota, Viridiplantae, Streptophyta, Magnoliopsida, Malvales, Malvaceae.